This is a messenger RNA of Hevea brasiliensis (rubber tree), 1320 nucleotides long. RefSeq names its product NAC domain-containing protein 21/22. The record is from RefSeq and is a predicted model, not a curated record. Gene Ontology annotation, biological process: regulation of DNA-templated transcription. Gene Ontology annotation, molecular function: DNA binding. NCBI's taxonomy places the organism in Eukaryota, Viridiplantae, Streptophyta, Magnoliopsida, Malpighiales, Euphorbiaceae. The transcript is spliced from 3 exons. Bases 112 to 1023 code for a protein of 303 amino acids.
CUCUCUCUCUCUCUUUCUCUCUUGCUUAGUUUCAAUUCCUUCUCUCUCUCUCUACUUGGUUUCCUUUCCUGUUCUCUCUGUUGAGCUUUCUUGAGAAUAGAUAGAGAGAAAAUGAGCAACAUAAGCAUGGUGGAGGCAAAGUUGCCUCCAGGAUUUAGAUUCCAUCCAAAAGAUGAUGAACUUGUGUGUGAUUACUUGUUGAAGAAGAUCACGAAUCAUUCUGAUUCUCUUCUCAUGAUAGAAGUUGACCUCAACAAGUGCGAACCUUGGGAUAUUCCUGAAACAGCAUGUGUGGGGGGAAAAGAAUGGUAUUUUUACAGCCAGAGAGACAGAAAGUAUGCAACAGGACUAAGAACAAAUAGGGCAACAGCAAGUGGGUACUGGAAGGCGACAGGGAAGGAUCGUCCUGUCCUUCGUAAAGGCAUCCUUGUUGGCAUGAGGAAGACUUUGGUCUUUUACCAGGGCAGGGCCCCCAAAGGAAGAAAAACUGAUUGGGUUAUGCAUGAGUUUCGUCUUGAGGGAUCUCUUGCUUCCCCUAAGACUUCUCCUCACAAGGAGGAUUGGGUGUUAUGCAGAGCGUUCUACAAAAAUAGAGAAGUUGCUGCAAAACCAAGCAUGGGAAGCAGCUAUGAUGACACAGGCUCUCCAUCUCUUCCACCAUUAAUGGAUUCUUACAUCACUUUUGACCAAACUCAACCCAACCUAGAUGAGUAUGAGCAAGUGCCCUGCUUCUCCAUUUUCUCUCAAAGUCAAACCAACCUAAUUUUCCCACACAUCACCCAAAUGGAAUCAAACAUAAUGCCCACAAAAAGCACAGCUCCAUUUGGACAAAUACCUAUGAGUGCUUGCUCUGAUUUAGACACUUACUCUUGUGAUAAAACGGUUGUUAAAGCUGUUUUGAAUCAACUUAACAAGAUGGAAAGCAAUCCUUACAUUCAUGGAUCUCCUAGCUUAGGAGAAGGAAGUUCAGAGAGCUACCUAUCUGAAGUGGGUAUGUCCAGCAUAUGGAAUAAUCAUUACUGAUUUUUGUGGCUUUCAAGGGAUUUUUACGAGCUAUAUAUAUGUCCCAUUUCAGGAAAAUCCCAAAACCCAAAAAGACAAAAACAAAUAUCUCCAACAAUGCUUUGCAAGAAAUUAUAUUGCAUGUAAAGCAAUUUAUAGCUAGUAAGAAAAUAUGUGCAUCUUCCAUUGUUAGCUUGAUGCAUAUAUUUCUUAUAUCGGAUGGCACAUGUAAUCUACUUUUGUCUGUGGAUCAUCAAGUAUUUGUUGGAAUUAUUGAAAAAUUGUAAAAAUUUUCAAUCAAUGUGUGUUCUUCAGUUA